Molecule: messenger RNA, 1611 nt
Organism: Acyrthosiphon pisum (pea aphid)
Lineage: Eukaryota; Metazoa; Arthropoda; Insecta; Hemiptera; Aphididae
Product: geminin
Exons: 5
Coding region: 521-1138 (205 amino acids)
Biological process (GO): regulation of DNA replication
Source: RefSeq, a predicted model, not a curated record
CUGUGGUAUGAAGUAUGAACUAUGAAAGUAUGAACAACAUUGGAUUGUUCGAAACUACGAUUUUAUUCGGUGCUACGAUUUACAAAGCACGAUUAAAUUAAAUAGUGCUUCGAAGUCCGAUUGUCCGAACCGGACAACCGAUCAAAGGUUAUCACGUCUUAUCAGUUAUCAAUCCUAUUUCGUAGCCCAGGCACAGAAUAAUAUGAAUAAUAAUAAUAAUAAUAAUAAUAUUCUGUGGCCCAGGUGUGCGUUGGAACUAGUGCACCGGUACCACCACCGCCCGUAUCACAACAUGACCAUUGACCGGCCGACGGUUAAAAAAGUAGUUCGUCAAAUAUUAUUAAAUAAAUAAUAAUAAAUAAUAAUGUUUAUUUGUUCUACGGCGUGUCGGUGUAUUAAAAACUAAGUGUGUAUACCUAACUAAACAUAACCUUUUUAUAGACGUCACCUCGCUCGUUCGUCAAAACGUAUUGUAAACCGUUAACCGAUUCACUUAUCCAAAAUCGUUUAUAUUAAAAACAUGAACGCUGUUUCGAGCGAAGAAACCGAUCAUAAUAAAGUGAGCUUUGACGGCGUUAAAAUGAUGUCAAAGAAAGGCAUAAGGAAGUUUUUGCACAACCUGCAACCAUCAAGCUCCAGCAAGGAAAGCUUGGUGGGUGCUGGCAGGACACCGCAGGACAUAGCAAUCGAUGGUAAAUCCUCAAAACCUGAACAGACAUUUGACAAGACGGAAGAAAAUGCUAAAGAAACAUCAGCUUCUGUUGUUUCGUCGUUGUACGUACAAUUGUUAAAUGAAGAUCUCACUUCUGAAGCUGGUCCGAGUGAAAAAUAUUGGGAAGUGAUCUCUGAACGUCGAAGAAAAGCUUUAUUAGAAGCAUUGGAAGAACAUCAACGAUUACAAGCAGCAGCUAUUGCUUUAGAAGAAGAGAAUUUGUCUUUGGGGGUAUUGGUCGAUAACACUACUCAUCUUGUCAACACACUUAAGGAAAUGAUAAAUGAGGAGACAUCUGAUGACAAUCAUGAGUCAUCUAAUGAACAGGAAGACAGUGAUUUGAGUACGCCCAAUAGUUCUUCAAGUGUCAAACAUAUACAUAAGAAAAUGAAGAUAUCACCAGAUGAUAUUUCAGAUAUCGACUAAGAAAGUUAAUAUAAUUACCUAUACUUAAGAAUUAUAUCUAAAUUAUAAUUAACUAACAUAAUAAUAACAUUAUUUUGCCAAAAAUCACAAGUUUCUAGUAGGUUUAUGUUAAUUUAUUUAUAGCCAUAAGGAUAUUAUAUUAAUUAUGUUUAAUAAGUAUUAUAAGUUUAUUUUUAUUUCACAUUCAAUCAUGGAAUUGUUUGGUAUAUUGAAGUAAUAUGGUACUACCUUGUAAUCAAGGUAGACAAAAUAGUUGUUUAUAUUGUUAAAAAAAAUAAUUGCCGGUCAUUUUAACUGUGGAAUUAUAAAAUUAUAAAUUAUAUUGUAAAAUUAACACAGUAAUUUUUCUAAAAAUAAUGUAUAUAAUAUAAUAUGUUAUUAUGUAUUUAUAUUUUUAAAGGUUAAAACUUGUCUACAUUCUUAUUACAAUAUAAAUAAAUAAUUAUUUAUAGCAACGGCUAUAACUCGGGUAA